Contarinia nasturtii (swede midge) is the source of this 810-nucleotide messenger RNA. RefSeq names its product mediator of RNA polymerase II transcription subunit 11 (gene MED11). The coding region runs from base 122 to 640 and encodes 172 amino acids. Gene Ontology annotation, molecular function: transcription coregulator activity. NCBI's taxonomy places the organism in Eukaryota, Metazoa, Arthropoda, Insecta, Diptera, Cecidomyiidae. Gene Ontology annotation, biological process: regulation of transcription by RNA polymerase II. The transcript has 2 exons. The record is from RefSeq and is a predicted model, not a curated record. Gene Ontology annotation, cellular component: mediator complex.
UUCCAUUGUUAGUCAAACAUUGACAUCGCUGCUAUAAACAAUUUAUUUCUAUUCCAUUUAAUAAAAAAUCUUUGAAAUUUUCUCAUUUUUUGAUAUUUUUGUGCAAAAAUUCGUAGUUAAAAUGUCACACAGUCCACUGGACAAGAUUCAAGCAUUGGAUGCCAUUGAAAAAGAGAUUAUAACGUGUUUACAGAGCGCAGGUCAAUCGUUUCAAGAGCUUGGAAAAGAAAAAACCAGCCAAAAAGCGGUGGAAAAUAAUACACAACAAUUUCUCAAAUCGUUGAAUAUCAUUGAGACAAAAUUGUCAGAGCAAAUUAAUUAUCUAACACAAGUGUCGACUGGACAACCGCACGAAGGAUCUGGUUAUGCAUCGGCAAAAGUAUUACAGAUGGCAUGGCAUCGAAUUCAACACUGUCGAUCUCGUGUUCGUGAAUUAGACGAAUCGAAAAAUAAGUAUGUACAAGCAGCUGCACGGCAACAACGACAACAACAAGGAACCGCACCGGUUGCAUCCGGUCAACCCACUCCACCACCAAGUGUACCGCCAAGUACUACACCAGAAACCGCAGUCACUCCAACAAUGAUAUCAGCACCAAGUCCAGUCACUUCAGCCACAACACCAACGACAACCCCAUCAUAAUUCAUUAUUCCAUUGAACGAAAAUUAUUUCAAAUGAAUAUUAGUAUACAUGUCUAUUAUUUGGAUCUUAGAGUUUAAGAAAGAAAACUAAGAUGAAGAAAAAAAACCUGAAAUUAAAUUCCAUUUAUCCAAAAAAAUUAAUAAAAUUUUGAUUUUAAUAUACUUUUCACA